Mytilus californianus (California mussel) is the source of this 3800-nucleotide messenger RNA. RefSeq names its product chymotrypsinogen B-like. The transcript is spliced from 7 exons. Gene Ontology annotation, molecular function: serine-type endopeptidase activity. The record is from RefSeq and is a predicted model, not a curated record. Bases 1 to 1071 code for a protein of 356 amino acids. Gene Ontology annotation, biological process: proteolysis. Lineage: Eukaryota; Metazoa; Mollusca; Bivalvia; Mytilida; Mytilidae.
AUGAAAUUCAGUCAUUGGCCAAUAGCUGCUGGUAAGAACUGGUUCCCGGAUGACGGAACAGGUGGAACUAGCGAUGGUAGCUACCCAGGAGGACUACCUGGUGGCGAUGGUAGCUACCCAGGAGGACUUCCUGGUGGUGAUGGUAGCUACCCAGGAGGACUACCCGGAGAUGGUGGUGGAGGAUGGUUUCCUGGAGCAACAACAACACCGGCUCCAAUAUCAUGCGAAGAUGUAGGAGGAUAUUGUCUUUACGAGGCAAAUUGUAAUGCAGAACCAGGUCCCCAAUACGUAUGUGAAACAGAGGGUCUCGUCUGCUGUCUUCCACCUGUUUUACCUGAUUCAAAAUGCGGAGUUACUAAAAAUGUCAGUACAAGAAUCGUCAAUGGGUCGGAGGCUAAACGUAACCGAUGGUCAUGGCAAGCAUCUCUCCAGACACAAUCAGACUUUCAUUUCUGCGGAGGAUCACUGAUCCAUGAACAAUGGGUUGUCACUGCUGCUCAUUGUUUAGAUGGAAGUGAAAUGAAAGUAGUCCUAGGUGAACAUGACAGAGACUUUGCACAUGGACCAGAAGUGACUGUUGGUGUUAUAAAGCAAAUCCUGCAUGAAGGUUACUCUGAAGGUGCACCUUACCCAAAUGACAUCGCAUUGUUAAAGCUAGAAACUCCUGUGCAAUUAACUGAUGAAAUCGGAACGGCUUGUAUUCCUUCCGCUGGAGAGAGUUUUACUACUGAAGAUAACUGCUGGAUUUCAGGAUGGGGAGAUACAAAAGACACCGGAGAUGAGACCAAGCUUAAUGAACUAAAGAAGACAAUAACAGAUAACCCUACAUGUGCCAAUAAAUGGGGAGCGGAAUAUAUUAUUGAUACACAUAUUUGUGUUGGAAAUGGCGAUAAAGGAGCAUGUAAUGGUGAUUCUGGAGGACCCUUAUCUUGUCAGAAAGACAAAUGGUACCUAGCAGGAGCUACCUCCUGGGGAUACAAUGGUUGUCAGACCGAAGGAUAUCCCAAUGUCUACACCAGGGUGUCUGAAUAUCGAGACUGGAUCUCACAUAAUAUCAGAACUAAUUUAUAAUAACUAAGCAGCAGAUAUGUUAACAGGAAAGGAAACCAACAAAUGACUCUUCCAGGCUUUAGUUUUAAUAAAUUAUACCACAGCAUUUAAAUAUACAGAGUUUGACUUUUGUGUUUUGGUUUCACCCUAAAUGUCUUUGUUUAAAGCACUCCUAAGUUGCAACCCUAGUGAAACAUUAAUAUUGGACAAAGAAAUAUAAAAUGUAUUCUUUUUAAAGUAUUUUUACAACAAUAAUAAUGUAAACUUUUUAAAAAACAGCCGUUGUUAUUGGCUUAGAACUAGCUGUCAGUAACUGUCAGUACUCUCAGAUCUGUUCAUGUCAAAAACAGCCGUUGUUAUUGGCUUAGAACUAGCUGUCAGUAACUGUCAGUACUCUCAGAUCUGUUCAUGUCAAAAACAGCCGUUGUUAUUGGCUGAGAACUAGCUGUCAGUAACUGUGAGUACUCUCAGAUCUGUUCAUGUCAAAAACAGCCGUUGUUAUUGGCUUUGAACUAGCUGUCAGUAACUGUGAGUACUCUCAGAUCUGUUCAUGUCAAAAACAGCCGUUGUUAUUAGCUUUGAACUAGCUGUCAGUAACUGUGAGUACUCUCAGAUCUGUUCAUGUCAAAAACAGCCGUUGUUAUUGGCUGAGAACCAGCUGUCAGUAAGUGUGAGUACUCUCAGAUCUGUUCAUGUCAAAAACAGCCGUUGUUAUUGGCUUUGAACUAGCUGUCAGUAACUGUGAGUACUCUCAGAUCUGUUCAUGUCAAAAACAGCCGUUGUUAUUGGCUUUGAACUAGCUGUCAGUAACUGUGAGUUCUCUCAGAUCUGUUCAUGUCAAAAACAGCCGUUGUUAUUGGCUUUGAACUAGCUGUCAGUAACUGUGAGUACUCUUAGAUCUGUACUUAGUCUUUUUGUUGUUGGGAUGUAUAAGUACCCUGCCACGUCCACUUUGUGUUUUUGUUACAUGUUUUUGUGCUUUGUAUCUAUCUGAUGAGUUAAGCCCUUUUUAACUGAUUUUUAUAGUUUGUUCAUAUGUUGUACUGUAACACCACUGUCCCAAGUUAGGGGGAGGGUUGCGCGCCCGUUAACAUGUCUAACCCUGCCACAUUCUGUAUGUGCCUGUCCCAAGUCAGGAACCUGUAAUUCAGUGGUUGUUUUUUCGUUUCUGUAUAUCAGAUUUGUUAUUUGUUCAUUUAUUUGAACAGUUUGUUCUUGUGUUGUGUUGUUGCACCUCUUUCCCAGGUUAGAGGGAGGGUAGGGCGCCCGCCAAACAUGUUUAACCCCGCCACAUUCUGUAUGUGCCUGUCCCAAGUCAGGAGCCUGUAAUCCAGUGGUUGUCGUUUGUUGCUGUAUAUAAUAUUUGUUUUUUUUUUCAUUUUUUUAUACAUCAAUCAGGCCGUUAGUUUUUCUCGUUUGAAUUGUUUUACAUUUGUCAUUCCGCGCCUUUUAUAGCUGACUAUGCGGUAAGGGUUUUUCUCAUUGUUGAAGGUCAUACAAUGACCUAUAGUCAUAAUUUCUGUGUAAUUUGGUCUCUUGUGGAGAGUUGUCUCAUUGGCAAUCAUACCACAUCUUCUUAUUUUUAAGUUAAACUAUUGAGAAAAAAAAAUGCAUUGUCACAGUUUCCCAGAAAGUGGCCAUUGAAAUAUCUUAUUAUUCCUAUUUGACUUAGAGCAUAAAAAAAGUUCCUGUAUAGGACAUUGCAGUAAAUAUUAUAAUACCUCCACCCUAUAAUGUAAGGGUAAUAUAUAACUUUGGCAUGUCUGUCAAUAAUCGUGGUUUCAGCAUGAUAAAUCAAAUACUUUAUAUACUUGGAUAUAUUGUCACAUAUAAUGAGAGGAAGUUCCCUAAAGAUUUUAAGUUCAUUAAAGGUCAAAGUUUUUAACAAUAUAGACUAAAUUUGAUGUACGAUUUUAAAUCUAGAAUCUUAUAUGGGAUUCGAAACAAACUUCCAUAUAUGGUCACAUAUGAAUGUAAGAUCUCUAUUCAUUUCAGAUCACUUUAUCCAAGGUGGAGGUUAUAGUUACUGAAAUUACACUGAAAUUAGUGCAGUAACCCCAUACCCUUAUUACUUUGGUGUGUUACUACUAAUUACAAGACACAUCUGCAAGUUAAACACAAAGAAACUUUCUCUAAUGGUGCAUAAGUUAUAAUUCAUAAAUAAGCACUUGCAGAUUAAAAAAUCAAGGCUACACCAACUGUCUCCCUGAAGUUCGUUUAAGGCAAGCUAAAAGUCAACCAGCAUUUCCUUAAAUGUGUAAACAGAACAAGAAUAAAUAGUAUGUAAUUUAAUAAUAAAUAUUCAUAAAACAUAUUCACUAACUGUUGUUCCUAAAAUACUGCCUGCCUGUUGACAUUCAAGUAACAUUUGCAUAAUUAUGUUUUUUUGAUGGCAGUUACCAAUUCCAGUCUUGAAAAAGCAAUUAAUCAUUUGAUUUUUUAACACUAAAAAAGCUUUUAACCACAAUAUACAUCAUAUGUCCAGCAAGCAGAUUUUUUUUUCUAAUUUUCAAGUAGAAAUUAAUUAUGGAGUGUCUUGUUUGUUCAUCAUUUGAUGUGAGAAAAGUAUCUUAUUUUGUUAAAACAACCAUCACAAUUUGAUGUUGAGGCUACAAAGAACGAAAAAAUUCAAUUCAUUUUUAUAAUGCCUUACUGUAAAUUACAGGCAAUAUUUCAAUUAAAUUAUUACAAAAUGGUAAAAAAUAUAACAGGUACUUAUUACGGAAUAAAUUUUUAUGUACAAAACAAAU